Messenger RNA from Musca vetustissima, 454 nucleotides. RefSeq lists its product as uncharacterized. Bases 16 to 453 code for a protein of 145 amino acids. Gene Ontology annotation, biological process: sleep; regulation of synaptic transmission, cholinergic; positive regulation of voltage-gated potassium channel activity. The record is from RefSeq and is a predicted model, not a curated record. The transcript is spliced from 4 exons. Lineage: Eukaryota; Metazoa; Arthropoda; Insecta; Diptera; Muscidae.
ACCCAAAAAUAAAAAAUGCAAAAAAAUAUUUUGAUUGUUUGCAGUGUAUUUGCCUUGUGUUUGGUAAAUAGCGCUAAUGCCAUUAAAUGUUAUCAAUGUAAAUCGAUUACUGAUGCCGGCUGUGCUAGUGACAUGAUUGAUGCCAAUUCUCGUAUCCGAGUUGUAGACUGCGAUAAUGAAAGGAAACCAAAUUCUAUGGAUCAAUAUAUGCCAGUUACAAAGUGUAAUCGUGUUGUCACAAGUGAUAAAGCCGGCACCAUUAUAUCCCGCGAUUGUCACUUCCAAGUUAUUGGUUCCGAUCCCAAUGUUUGUACUGUCUCUCAUAGCCGUAAAGUUGACAGUUGUCACACCUGUACCGGAGAUUUGUGCAAUAGUAACUCGUCGGCUGGUCGUUUUAUGGCUAUUGGAUUCACUGCCGUCAUUGCUUUAGUCGCAAUGGUGUUCGCUUUCUAAU